AUGACGGCUAAGGCAACAAUGGAUGUUCCCCAAAAAGGUGGGUUUAGUUUUGAUCUAUGUAGAAGGAAUGAGAUGCUGGUCAAUAAAGGACUCCGUGCUCCUUCUUUUCUCAAGACUGGUACUACCAUCGUCGGCUUAAUUUUUCAGGAUGGUGUUAUCCUUGGAGCGGACACACGGGCAACUGAAGGGCCAAUUGUUGCAGAUAAAAACUGUGAGAAAAUUCAUUACAUGGCUCCUAAUAUAUAUUGCUGCGGAGCUGGGACAGCUGCUGAUACAGAGGCGGUUACUGGUAAUGAGCUUUAUAUACGUAUUCUAGCAGUUUUUGGAAAUUACAUGGUCAGUUCCCAGCUGAAGCUUCAUAGGUUUCACACUGGUCGUGAAUCCAGGGUUGUGACAGCUCUUACUCUUUUGAAGUCUCACCUUUUCAGCUACCAAGGCCAUGUCUCAGCUGCUUUGGUCCUUGGUGGUGUGGAUGUCACAGGUCCCCAUCUGCAUACUAUUUAUCCACAUGGAUCAACUGAUACUCUGCCAUAUGCCACAAUGGGCUCUGGUUCCCUCGCAGCAAUGGCUAUCUUUGAGUCAAAAUACCGGGAAGGGAUGAACAGGGAUGAAGGGAUAAAGCUAGUAGCAGAGGCCAUAUUGUCCGGAGUAUUCAAUGACCUCGGUAGUGGCAGCAAUGUUGAUAUCUGUGUGAUAACAAAG
Messenger RNA from Nicotiana tabacum (common tobacco), 702 nucleotides. The record is from RefSeq and is a predicted model, not a curated record. Lineage: Eukaryota; Viridiplantae; Streptophyta; Magnoliopsida; Solanales; Solanaceae.